Molecule: messenger RNA, 756 nt
Organism: Merops nubicus (carmine bee-eater)
Lineage: Eukaryota; Metazoa; Chordata; Aves; Coraciiformes; Meropidae
Gene: EVI2A
Product: ecotropic viral integration site 2A
Exons: 1
Coding region: 1-756 (251 amino acids)
Cellular component (GO): membrane
Source: RefSeq, a predicted model, not a curated record
AUGGAGACAAAGAGACACAGUAAAUCACUCUUCACCUUCCCUGUCACAGUACUAAUUUCUUUGUGUUUGCAAACAAGCGCGAACCACAUCGGCCAUCCUGGCCUUCAAAAUGAAACCUGGAAUCCUACCACGCAGAACAUAAGGGGAAGCCAGAACAUCACAGAAGCCAAUACAAAUUCUCCUCUGAGCAUGAAUUUCAGCAGCAGAACGAUUAUGUUUGAAACACAGACAAGCACCCUGCAAGCCUCCUCCUCCACAACGGCCCCAAAUCCAACAACCCCCCCUGCCCAAAGUGCUGUUUCUGUCUCUGGAGGGCCCAGGAACAGCAGCAAACCCAAGAGUACAAUGACAAAAGAAACAUGUGAAGACAACAAGUCUCUUAUACUGAUUUGCUUCAUUGUCAUAGCAGUACUUGUGCUUAUCUGCACCUUCUUAUUUCUGUCAACAGUCAUAGUAGCAAACAAAAUGUCCUAUCUCAAAAAAUCUCAGCAAGGAAAACGUAGGCCCAGGAGCAACGGUGAUAUUCUUGCAACUAACAGUCUAUGGCCAACUGCAGCAGGAACAUGGCAGAGGAUGCCUAAGGAGACAGCUGGAACUGAUGUGAUAAUGCAAGAUCUGAUAUCAGGCAGAGAUGCUGCACUCCAAGGGAAAACCAACAAUGAAACAACUGAGAAACUCACUAAAGAAACAGAUCAUGAACAGGAAAAGAAAGAAUCACACAAACCCAUUCUAACCAAUUUUGUAGUUGAAAUUUAA